AUGUAGAUGUCCAACAGAUUUACAAGAUGCUGCGCAAGGCGGACAUUAAUGAGGACUGCUAGAAGAUCCAGUCGUGAUGUCGCUAUUGACUUGAAGUCGCUGGUGUACGACUUCGCCAUGACGAAACACGUUAACGAUGCUUACACAGAAGCUGAGAGUGAUCUCUGA
Haemonchus placei is the source of this 168-nucleotide messenger RNA. The record is from the annotation of a GenBank genome assembly. Lineage: Eukaryota; Metazoa; Nematoda; Chromadorea; Rhabditida; Trichostrongylidae.